AUGGAUCUGAAUAAAGCGACGAUGAUAUUCGCAACUUUUUGGAUAAUGUUUCCUGUGCUUGAUUUAGUGCACUUCUCAAAGGCAGAUGCGAUCGCACAGUCUCGCUCGGUUCGGCUGGACUGCGUUAGGGCUCAUGAACAGUGUUUGGGAAAGUACGGAUGCAGCACCAAGUACCGCACUAUGAGACAGUGUGUGGCCGGGAGAACCGGUAACUUCAGCAUGCUGGCUGAACCAGAGGCGCAGGACGAGUGCAGGAACGCCAUAGAGUCGAUGAAACAGAGUCCUCUGUAUGACUGCAAGUGCAGGAGAGGAAUGAAGAAAGAAAAGAACUGCCUGCGCAUCUUCUGGAGUAUAUAUCAAAGUUUACAGGCUAAUGACUUAUUGGAAGACUCGCCAUAUGAGCCCGUAAACAGCCGUCUGUCUGAUAUUUUUCGUCUGGCUCCCAUCAUAUCAGGUAA
Danio rerio (zebrafish) is the source of this 458-nucleotide messenger RNA. RefSeq names its product gdnf family receptor alpha 1b (gene gfra1b). The record is from RefSeq and is marked provisional. Gene Ontology annotation, cellular component: plasma membrane. Gene Ontology annotation, molecular function: signaling receptor activity. Lineage: Eukaryota; Metazoa; Chordata; Actinopteri; Cypriniformes; Danionidae.